UUUAUGACAAAAAUUGCUUUCCACGCUCAGAGUGAUUAUUACGCGAACUAUUUUCUUGGCGGGAACAACUUUCGGAAAGAUUUCGGAAUAAAAUUUAUGGAUAUACUGUCAAAGCUGUCAAAUGUUAUGUGAUUGCGCGGUAAAAGAAAAAUAAAAACAAAGAUUGAUUUUCGAUAUUUUUAAUAAUUUUUCGUGAAAACUGAAAUGAAAGCAUUAAGUACGCGCGAGCAGGAGUUUAUAAUAAAUGAAGUGCGUGAAAACCCUUGUAUUUGGGACCUUAAUUGUCCUGAAUAUCGUAAUGUGGUCGCGAAAGAUAGAGUGUAUGGAAAAAUAGCAAAGAAACUUCAAAAACCUCCCAAAAAAAUUAUCAAGGCAUGGUCUGCGCUGAAGGAAAAGUACAAGAAAGAAAAGGAAAAGGAGAAAGCAUUGAAACCACGAUCGGGGGCAGCAGGAGGGAGGAAAUACAUUAUCAAGUCUUGGGACCUAUUUGAAAACAUGACAUUCCUCGACAAAAUUUUGAUAAAGAAAUCUACUGAAGAAUCAGUUUCCGUCGUAUUUCCUGAGAGCAAGGCUGGGAUUUCCUCUCAAAUAAAAUCAGAUAUCCUAGAGCUGGAUUCUCAUUCAUCAAGUGAUAACAUAAUUUUACUUGAUAGUCCCAGGGCUGUUGAAAAUAGUUGUGAUCCAAUUUGUUACCAAACUGUUGAAGAGAUUCCCUACCAAGUGUCCAACCGAGCUCGUGAAUAUUUAAGUCAGAACCCAGGACAAUCUUUUGGAUCUUCAAAUUGCACUCUCCCAAAUCAAGUGUCAACUCAAAUUUCCAAUAAAGUUUCCAGCCAAGCUCAUAAACCUUCUACUCAGACAAAAGGGUCUUCUUUUGAGACUCCCAUCACCAUGUUUCCAGUACACGUGUCUGUUUCGGCAUCCAACAGAGUGCCAAUCAAGCUACUAAACCUCUAA
Molecule: messenger RNA, 957 nt
Organism: Phlebotomus papatasi
Lineage: Eukaryota; Metazoa; Arthropoda; Insecta; Diptera; Psychodidae
Exons: 2
Coding region: 205-957 (250 amino acids)
Biological process (GO): regulation of transcription by RNA polymerase II
Cellular component (GO): transcription regulator complex; nucleus
Source: RefSeq, a predicted model, not a curated record